Messenger RNA from Sphaeramia orbicularis (orbiculate cardinalfish), 3999 nucleotides. It is a transcript of the gene lhx2b, whose product is annotated as LIM homeobox 2b. The coding region runs from base 1258 to 2508 and encodes 416 amino acids. Gene Ontology annotation, cellular component: nucleus. Lineage: Eukaryota; Metazoa; Chordata; Actinopteri; Kurtiformes; Apogonidae. The transcript has 5 exons. The record is from RefSeq and is a predicted model, not a curated record. Gene Ontology annotation, molecular function: DNA-binding transcription factor activity, RNA polymerase II-specific; RNA polymerase II transcription regulatory region sequence-specific DNA binding. Gene Ontology annotation, biological process: neuron differentiation; regulation of transcription by RNA polymerase II.
UCACUGAAGUAAAUGUCCCAGCAGACCUCCGAAGAAAGCUCCUCCGCCACCCCUGAAAACACUCGCACUCGCUUCUCUCCGUCUGGACUCGGCCUCUCAAACCGCAGCCGAACGGAUACGCACCCUGGGACACUGUGGUCCAUGGUCCGCGCGUAACCGAGUCAAGGGCUGUGUUUCCAGACCGAUCGGUAAAGUAUAGCCAAACAGUUCGGUGACGGCGGAACAGCCAAUGAACAUAAAUGGUGCGUCGUGACGCAACAGGGCCCCGUUGAUAAGGAGCGGAGAGUCCAACCGGGACCUGAGAAGGAGGAACGGUGGUUUUGGGGGGCCAGCAAACACUCGCCUAUCAUCAGUCAACGUAAAGCCAACUCCUCCUCUUGUGCUGUUACGCACAUGUAUGCAGCCUCCUUGGCAAAAGAGAAAACAUUAAUUAAACAGACUACUGUGAAGGAAAACUGCUUCUCCCGGACGGCCGGAGGGAUUCUAAAAAGCACAAACAGAAGAGAGUUUUUGUGAUUGUUUUUCCUUUUUAAUCUGCAAAGCGAAAAAUAGUUUGAGCGACAUAAAUCAGCUACUUUUAGCAUCAACUUGGACUUAAUCUGGAGGAGGGGAACAAACCUUUCCCGCAGGCUCUGUCAGCUUUUUUUUUUUUUUUUUUGGAGAUAUCUUUGUUUUCUUUCUGACUGUGAUGCAGUAGACGGCUGCUGCCCAGCUUUGGCAGCGCCAGUUGUACAGAGAAACUUACUGUUCUGCAGAAAAAAGGGGAGAAUUUUGCCAAUGCCUUGCAGACUGUCGAAAUUCUGAAAUAUUACUCCCGGCGAGGAGGAGGAGGCAUCGGUGCCGAGACCGAUGCAACGGGGGCUUCCAUAGUUGGUAUGUUUAUUCAACGUAGAUGGAAAAGAAAAUAUAGCAACAGUAACCGGUAAAAGCAGAGAAAUAAUACCGAACCUGAGAGAAAAAUAGAUUCCGAUCGGCGCAGUAAGACAAGCGGAAUCUGUGUGGUUAUUUAUGAAUUAAUCAUAGCUUAUUAAUAAUGAGAGGUGCAGAGAUUCGGAUGACGGUUUCCAUUGGCAGAUGAGACGUAGUGUGGAGAACACGUGUCCAAUUUUUCUCUCAUAGUUUUUCCUCCCUGAUUUGGAUUUCUCACUUGUCACGGCAAGAUAUAGGAAAACCUGACAAAAAAAGAGCGAUUCCUCUUCUUCUUCUUUUUUUUUUUUUUUUCUUUGAGUGGCAUUAUUGCACGGGGUUUUGCCUCUGAUGGACAUCUUGGCUUGCAGAUCCGAAGAGAACAGUUAUAAUAUCCUCCCCUCUGCGGCAACGAUGCUUUUCCAUGGCCUCCCUGGAGGCGACGUGCACGGUGUGGUGGAAGAAAUGGACCGGAGAGGAAAGAGCGAGUCAGCCGCCAUCAGCUCAGCCAUCGAUAUGGGGGAAUCAGAGACGUCCAUGCCGUGUAUGACCAACGAACGCGUGGCUCUAUGCGCCGGCUGCGGCAGGAAGAUCGCGGACCGGUACUACCUGCUGGCAGUGGACAAACAAUGGCACAUGCGCUGCCUAAAGUGCUGCGAGUGCAAACUGAACCUGGAGUCUGAACUCACCUGCUUCAGCAAAGACGGAAGCAUCUACUGCAAGGAGGACUACUACAGAUUUUCGGUGCAGAGAUGCGCUCGGUGCCACCUGGGGAUCUCAGCUUCGGAGAUGGUGAUGCGCGCCCGGGACCUGGUCUACCACCUCAACUGCUUCACCUGCACCACCUGCAGCAAGAUGCUCACCACCGGGGACCACUUUGGCAUGAAGGACAGUCUGGUGUACUGUCGGCUGCACUUUGAGACUCUCAUCCAGGGAGAAUAUCAGACACAUUUUAACCACGCGGACGUUGUGCCGCACAAAGGCCUGGGCCCGGCCAACACGCUCGGACUAUCCUACUUCAACGGCGUGGGGACAGUGCAAAAGGGCCGACCCAGGAAGAGGAAAAGUCCCGGGCCGGGGGCCGAGCUGGCCGCUUAUAACGCAGCACUGAGUUGCAAUGAAAAUGACGGCGAGUCUAUGGACCGGGACUCCCAGUACAGCUCCAGUCAGAAGACCAAGCGCAUGCGGACGUCCUUCAAACACCACCAACUGAGGACCAUGAAAUCCUACUUCGCCAUCAACCACAACCCAGACGCCAAGGACCUCAAGCAGCUCGCCCAGAAGACCGGCCUCACCAAGCGGGUCUUACAGGUGUGGUUCCAAAACGCUCGGGCCAAGUUCAGGAGGAACCUGCUGCGACAGGAGAGCACCGGUGUGGAUAAGGCAUCUGAUGGCUCCACGCUGCAGGGCGGAACGCCGUCAGGCCCAGCCUCGGAGAUCUCCAACGCCUCCAUGAGCCCCUCCAGCACCCCCACCACCCUGACAGACUUGACCAACCCCACGAUGCCCACCGUCACCUCCGUGCUCACCUCGGUGCCGGGCGGCAUGGACGUUCACGAGUGCCGAAGCCCAUCACAGACCACGCUAACCAGCCUCUUCUGAUGGACCCGCCUUCCACCCCCCCCACACCCCCAACCCACACCCCCACCUCCACUCCAACCCACAAUCCCCUGCUCCAACCUCCUGGAUCUAAAACUGAGUACUGUUGACUCCUGCGAACAUUAAAUGGAUUAGAAAAGAGAAGGUAACGGAAACUAAACAAAACAUAAAAAAAAAGAUUCCCCUUUGCUCUGAGCCUAAUAGAGACUAUUUGCAUAGUGAGGCGGUCGAGCCUUACAGAUGGAACAGUUGUUGUUAUUUUGAUGUUGUUGUCUUGUCGAGAACUGAGGAGACUUGAUUUACAUUUUUCAAUGUUUACAGAAAGAGACUGCGGUGAAAAAAAAGAAAAAAACUGCUUAAUUUUUGGAAAUUCAUUUUUUCCAGCACAGUAUUUAUGUUGUUGUACAAGAGUCACUGUUAGAAGGAUUGUAAAAAAUUCUUUUUUUUUUGGAAAUCUGAGAUUAAACACAGGUUACAAUAUCCUACUACUGCCAUGUGCCUUACAGUCCAUUUAAUCCUAACUGCUGUUUCAGACGUCACACGGCAAAUCAUACCGUUGUGUGCAUGUGUGUGUGAGUGGUGUUGUGGUGAUUCACUAUGUGUGUUUGUGCGUCUACAUGUGACCUGUUGUUCUCAUUCUGCAGGUUCGGCCUGAUGAGUUAUGGCAAACUAAUUACUCACCUGAACAACCUAGAACAUAUAUUUGUACCUUUCUUUUUUCACCUUCUUAAGUUAAAAUCAGACGCUCCAUCAAUGUCCCAGUCUUAAACAUAAAUGGCCUGAGAAGGAGGCAAAAUUUUAACAUUUUCUGUGAUUCUGAGCAGUUUUUUGUCAAAUUUUAUAGAUGUCAAGUGAAAUGAACCAUAGAGUAUUCAGAAAAGGCUGAGUUUUUUUUAUGAUCUAGAAAACCUCCUGCAUUAUGACAUUAAAGCUCAAGUUUUCUGUGUUUCCGUUUCUUGCAAAAAGCCUAAAAAAUGGUACAUCCUCAAACUUUUUCUCUGCAGCAAGUGAGAAAUAUCUUCUAUGAAGGUGCUCAACUAGCCUGCCACUACCAUUACUUAAGAAAAAAAAGAUCAUUAGCAGUGCAGAUAAGUGGUACUUAUUUAACAUUAAUGCAGGUUUUCUUCAUUUUUCAAAAGACUGUUGAGUUGAAAUGACUUGCUGAGGUGGAUGUUUAGUGCAUGAUAGAAAACUGUGAAUGGGAGGAAAGCUGCUGGUAAAAACACUGAUCAAUCCCUCACUGCUGUAAUGAUCCUCACUGAUAUCCUGCACUUUCUUGUACGCAACAACUGUUGUCUUCACUUCUGCAAGAAAUAUAAACACUAUGAACUACAACGCUUACCUUUUCAAAGCUAAUUUGGGUGUUAUUCUCACCGUACAUCGCAGCAUCUGAUGGUUGCAUCCUGUGGGGCCUGACUGUGAUUGGUGAAAGCACUUUGUCGUACAGUGAUGUUUCCAUUAAUCUUUACUUUAAAUACGUCACAGCUGUAAAAA